This is a messenger RNA of Lentinula edodes (shiitake mushroom), 2077 nucleotides long. RefSeq names its product MFS general substrate transporter. NCBI's taxonomy places the organism in Eukaryota, Fungi, Basidiomycota, Agaricomycetes, Agaricales, Omphalotaceae. The transcript has 19 exons. Gene Ontology annotation, biological process: transmembrane transport. Bases 257 to 1822 code for a protein of 521 amino acids. The record is from RefSeq and is a predicted model, not a curated record. Gene Ontology annotation, molecular function: transmembrane transporter activity.
GGUUUCCUGAUUCAUCCACUCGCUGCAGUAAUAUGGGAAAUGAAAGGGAGCGAAGGGAAACGGGAUUCAGAAUCUUAUGAAUUCUAGAACAUGGAAGUCAAGACUCGGAAGCAACAUUAUCAGGUGAUAGCUGCCUUGCAACUCCCGAACAAGUACCGGCGCUUGUUCCGUAUAGAGUUUGACGUUUUAGUACUGGUUGCAUUAUGGUACACUUGGGCUUCUUUGAUCGCUCUUAUCCUGUCUCCUCUCGACCACUAUGUCUGGUACUGGCAUAGACGAAAAAUCUCCCACUGACCCGACUGCGGUAGCAGCCCAAGAUUCUGCUGCUGCCGAGCCACAAACCGCUGCAGUCGUCGAAGAGCAGGAUCCAUCGAAAAAAGAGAGCUGGCGUCAGCAAGAGAUCCACACAAUUCCAAAAAAUAACAUGGCCAUCGUUUUCACUGGUCUUAUGCUUUCUUUGUUUCUUGCCGCGAUGGAUCAAACGAUUGUUUCUACCGCUUUGCCAACUAUUGUGAGGCAGUUAGGUGGUGGGGAUGCUUAUUCAUGGGCCGGAACAGCCUAUCUUCUCACUGGGGCGUGUCUUACGCCAUUAUGGGGGAAACUAUCGGACAUUGUUGGCCGCAAACCUCUUCUAUUCUUUGUCAUCGCUGUUUUCUUAGUGGGAUCUGCGCUUUGCGGAGCAAGUCAAAGUUUUAUCAUGUUCCUCAUUAGCAGAGGCGUUCAGGGGGUCGGCGGUGGUGGUAUAAUCCAGCUCAUGCUCAUCACAAUUGGCGAUAUUGUUGUGCUGGAAGAAAGGGCCAAGUAUGCUGGAAUGAUGGGGGCCGUCUGGGGAAUCGCCUCCGUCAUCGGGCCUCUGAUUGGUGGCGCAUUCACUGAUAAAGUCUCAUGGAGAUGGGCAUUCUGGAUAAAUCUUCCGACUGGUGGAAUUGCUGCUGGUCUCUUGUAUUUUCUCAAACUCAACCCUACUCCACCGAAAUCAGUCAGGGUAUACAUAUCCCAAUUCGACUUCCUUGGUUUGGGUUUGUUCAUGGCAGGUGUCAUAUGCCUACUUGUUGGCUUUCAGCUGGGCGAAACGAGUUGGUCACGGACAACCAUUGCACUUGUGGUCGUCGCAUGCGUUUUGCUUGUAGCUGGAUGCAUCAAUGAAAUUUACACAAAGCGAAUUCCAAUCAUUCCUCCUCGGUUGUUCAAAACCCGGACUACUGCUGGCCUACUCAUCUCUGUUUUCAUUCAUGGUUUUGCUUACUAUAUGGCAGUUUAUUUCAUCCCUGUCUAUUUUCAAGUUCUUGGUAGCUCAGCCAUAAUGUCUGGCAUUGAAAUGCUUCCUUAUUCUUUUGGGAGCUCUAUGCUUUCCAUCAUAUCAGGACGAGUGGUCACAACUACCGGGAAAACGAGGCCGACUAUAUGGUUUGGCUUUGUUGUGAUGACGUUAGGUUACGGCUUGAUGAUACAACUCAGCGAUACCUCCAAUCGGGCCGAAAAGGAGUUGUAUCUACUUGUUGCCGCAAUCGGAGUGGGCAGCCUAUUCCAACCUCCGAUGAUUGCUCUUCAAGCCGCCAUGCCCGUAGCUGAUAUGGCAAGUUCAACAGCCGCUUUCGGACUUAUUAGAACAAUAAGUGGAUCUGUCGGACUCAGCGUUGGCAAUGUCAUAUUUGCUACCGACUUGAAGAAGCGCCUUCGUCCCGUCUCCGGAUACGACGUUUCAAACAAGACCGUCAGUGAGCUAACCAAUGAUAUAAGAAAUCUCGUGGAUAUUCAACCGCCCAGCCUGCGUCAAGAAGUGAUUCAUGCGUAUACGAAGAGCUUAGCUACACUAUGGUAAAAAUUUCAUGCUUUACGGCAAGGGCGUUAAUGCAUCACCUUACAUAGGAUCGUUUGCACGCCAAUGCUUUUCGUUGGCCUUGUUGCUGUCCUCUGUAUACGAUCUUAUUCGCUGAAGCGUAAGAUUGUACGUGCUUCCGACGAUCAAGAAUCACAAGCGCAAAACUCACCACAAAAUCAACCGUCUACCUCGAGCUCUGAUGAGAAGAAUUCCGAAGCGGUGUGAUAUUUUCACAGCAUGAGGGUUGACUUCAAC